Molecule: messenger RNA, 2241 nt
Organism: Mesoplodon densirostris (Blainville's beaked whale)
Lineage: Eukaryota; Metazoa; Chordata; Mammalia; Artiodactyla; Ziphiidae
Gene: FAM161B
Product: FAM161 centrosomal protein B
Exons: 9
Coding region: 77-1939 (620 amino acids)
Biological process (GO): cilium organization
Cellular component (GO): cilium
Source: RefSeq, a predicted model, not a curated record
CCCGCUUAGCUUGCACCUCCACUGCCGCUGUCAUCCCCGCUGUCUCCGCUGCCUCUGUCUCUUCCCCGCUGAGAAGAUGACCGUGGGGAGGUCUGCGGGAGCCUCCGGCGGCGCUCAGUGGAGCCGUCAGAUAUUUCCCCCCAAAUCCUCCUCAGACACAGAGGCAGAAGAGGAACUGUGUGGGGAUGGGCUGGUUUUGCCCAGGGCUGGCAAACUCAGUGAGUUCAUCAGCCCAGAGGAGGAGACAGAUUCUACUUCUGACUCAACUGCGAGUUUUUACGAGACCCUGCAGGCACUAAGGCAGAAAGGCAGGUGGUGCCUGUUGGAAUCCCUUUAUCUGUCUGACCCAGACAGUGAUGAAAGCCUCUCUGAAGAUGAUGAGGACCUGGAGAGUUUCUUGCAAGACAAAGGCAGGGGGAAGCCACAGGUGCAGUCCCCCGCGUCUCCGAGGUGUGGCUCCAUGAGGCGCUGCAGCUCCUUGAGCAACCUGCCCUCCGAUCUUCCCAAGGCUCAGCCUCAGCCACCCUCCAGCUCCAGGCCUCCCUCCCAGCACAGAAGCAUCAGCUCCUGGGCAUCAUCCAUCACCGUCCCUCAGCCGUUCGGCAUGACGCUGCGCGAGGCCAGGAAGAAGGCCCGGUGGCUGGCCUCCCCCGCCUCCUUUGAGCAUGAGACGCAGCAGGCCCAGAAGCAGGGCCAGGAGGAGGCCGAGUGCCACCGGCAGUUCCGGGCACAGCCUGUGCCUGCGCACGUCUACCUGCCCCUCUACCAGGAGAUCAUGGAGCGCAACGAGGCACGCAGGCGGGCGGGGAUCCAGAAGAGGAAGGAACUGCUGCUCUCUUCCUUGAAGCCCUUCAGCUUCCUGGGGAAGGACGAGCAGCGAAAGAAAGCCAUUCAACAGAGGGACCUGGUCGCCACAGCUAAGGCCAAAGUCCCCAAGCAGAAGCCCACCAGGAGGAUCCCCACGUCCAUUCUGGAGCCAGCCCUUGGGGACAAACUCCAGGAAGCUGAGCUCUUGAGGAAAAUUCGCAUCCAGAUGAGAGCCCUGGACAUGCUCCAGAUGGCCUCCUCCCCCAUUGCCUCCUCCAGUGGCCGGGCUGACUCACAGCCUCGAAUAGCCACCCGGACCCGGGAGGAGAAGCUUGGGUUUCUGCACACUGACUUCGGAUUCCAGCCUCGGGUGAAUCCUGCCGUCCCCGACUACGAAGAACUUUACAAGGCCUUCCAGAAAAGAGCUGCCAAGAGAAGAGACACCCAGGAGGUGACUCGCAACAAGCCCUUCUUGCUGAGAACCGCCAGUCUGCGUCGUGCUCCUCGGCCCUGUGAUACUGCCGCCUCUGAAGGGAGGAGGGAAUCUCCACAGCCACUCGGCACACCCCUGCCAAGGAGUCGUUCUCUGAGUGGCCUUGCUUCCCUCUCUGCCAACACCCUCCCCGUGCACAUCACAGAUGCCACCAGGAAGAGGGAAUCUGCAGUCAGAAGUUCACUUGAGAAAAAGGACAAAGCAGAUCAAAGUACUCAGUGGUCGGAGAUGCACAAAAAGAAGUGUCAGGCGAUAUCUAAGUCUGUGACCUUGCGUGCAAAAGCCAUGGAUCCCCAUAAAAGCCUGGAGGAGGUGUUCAAAGCAAAGCUGAAAGAGAAUCGGAACAGUGACCGUAAAAGAGCAAAAGAGUAUAAGAAAGAAUUGGAGGAAAUGAAGAAGAGAAUACAAAUAAGGCCCUAUCUCUUUGAACAAGUUACCAAGGACCUUGCCAGGAAGGAAGCAGAACAACGGUAUCGAGACACCCUGAAGCAUGCUGGGCUGGAUGAAGACUUUGUGAGGAACAAGGGUCAGGGCGACCGGGCUUUACAAUGGAAGGAGCAAUCAGAAGUCCGUGAUUGUCCCAGCACAGCACUCAUGAAACUACAAAACUCGGCAUCAGGAAUCCACGGCAGGAUUUAGAAGAAUCUCUAGAACAGCCUACAAGCCCCGAGAAAGAACUAGAGGAGCUGUCUUAUGAAUUACCAGAUAAUCUCAAAUCAUUUGGUUAAUCAGUAUACUUAAAACUACUGCUUUCGGGGCCUCCCUGGUGGCGCAAGUGGUUGAGAGUCCGCCUGCCGAUGCAGGGGAUACGGGUUCGUGCCCCGGUCUGGGAGGAUCCCAUAUGCCGCGGAGCGGCUGGGCCCGUGAGCCAUGGCCGCUGAGCCUGCGCGUCCGGAGCCUGCGCGUCCAGAGCCUGUGCUCCGCAACGGGGGAGGCCACAA